Molecule: messenger RNA, 2237 nt
Organism: Mauremys reevesii (Reeves's turtle)
Lineage: Eukaryota; Metazoa; Chordata; Testudines; Geoemydidae
Product: zinc finger E-box-binding homeobox 1-like
Exons: 7
Coding region: 53-1780 (575 amino acids)
Biological process (GO): anatomical structure development; regulation of transcription by RNA polymerase II
Molecular function (GO): RNA polymerase II cis-regulatory region sequence-specific DNA binding; DNA-binding transcription factor activity, RNA polymerase II-specific
Source: RefSeq, a predicted model, not a curated record
GGCAAAAUCCCCACCACACCCUUCACGGCCUCUCAGCCAAUAGGCUCCCGGGAUGAAGAUUAACCCCGUCAGCUAUGCCCUGCUCCCGUCUCCUGCCAUCCCCACUUGGGCCCAGGGCCCAACCUGCCCCGCGCUGGCUUUCAGGGGGGCCAGGGACCCCCUAGAGACUGAGCUGAGCCAGGACCCCAGCCCCACGGCUGCCCUCCUGCCGGCGCCAAGAGACCAAGGCAGAGCCGUGGGCGAAAUGCACCAGAGACGCAGCCACCCGGACCCCAACCACGGUCGGACUCCGGAGCCCCCUGAAGCACCAGCGCCGUGGCCGGGUGCCCCGUCCUGCGAGUGCGAAUCUCGCGCCUUCGACUGCCUGAGCCAGCGCGCCCGGCUCCGGCUCCAGGGGGCCCUGGGGGGCACGGCCCAGCUCAGCCAGCACGUGGCCACACACUGCCGGCCCCCAGCCCGCCCCACCCCCAGCCAGGCGGAGACGCGGCCGUUCAGGUGCCCGGCCUGCGGGAAAGGCUUCAAAUACAAACACCACCUGAAAGAGCAUGAACGAAUCCACAGCGGCGAGAAGCCCUACGAAUGUGCCACCUGCCAGAAGCGCUUCUCCCAUUCCGGCUCCUACAGCUCCCACCUCAGCUCCCACCGCUGCCUGCUGCCCGCCCCCCCGGCCCCAUGGGAGAGCCACCCAUGUGCUGCCAGGCCCCGGGGGGGCCGCACUGGGGGCUGCGGGGCCUACGGCAGAGACCUCCGUUUCCCGCACAGCCCCGGCCCAGCCCGGCCCCUUCUGGGCCCCCCUGACCUGGGAAUGGAGGGACCCAGAGAUGCCAAUGUGCCAGGGCCUGGCCCUGACCGGGCCCCCCCCGAGACCCCCACCAUGGAGCAGCCCUUGGACCUGUCUCUGCCCAAGCCAGGCAAGGAGCCGGAGCCCGGCCCGGUGCCCUACGAGCCCCUCUACCUGCCCACGUCUCUCUGCCCCCUCUUCCCAGCCUUCCUGUCCAGCACCCUCAGCCAUCUCCUCCCGCACGGGGCCCCUCGGCUGCACGGGAACCCGGACCUGCCGGCCCCCCAGUUCCUGCCCUUUCUGCUCUGCCCAUACGGGGCGGAGUCGGAGCCAGCACUGCCCACGGGCCACUGGGAGCAACACGGGCCUCCGGGAGCCGGGGGGCGCCCCCUGCAGGCAGGCCGGGAGCCGGGGGGCGGCCGGAAGCGGUUACGCAGGACCCCUGACGGGCUGUAUCUGUGCGAACUCUGCCCCAAAACCUUCCGGAAGAGCAGCUCCCUCCUGCGGCACCAGUACGAGCACACGGGGAGGCGCCCGCACGGCUGCCCGCUCUGCCCCAAGGCCUUCAAGCACAAGCACCACCUGGCGGAACACGCCCGGCUGCACUCGGGGGAGCGCCCGUUCCAGUGCGCCCGCUGCGCCCGCCGCUUCGCCCACUCCGGCUCCUACUCGCAGCACGUCAACCACCGGCAGGGCUGCUGCCGGGCCUGGGGCGCCCCCGCCCCCCGCGGGGAGACCCCUGCCCCCAGCCGCGCACCCCAGGGGGAGACCCCCAGUCCCCACAGGGAGAUCCUGGCCCCUACCCCCCACGGGGAGACCCCCGCCCCCAGCCACGCACCCCAGGGGGAGACCCCUGCCCCCCACAGGGAGAUCCUUGCCCCUGGCCCCCACAGGGAGACCCCUGCCCCCCAUGGGGAGACUCCCGCCCUCAGCCACACACCCCACGGGGAGACCCCUGCCCCCCAAGGGGGAGAGCCUGGCCCCCUGUCACCAGGGUGACACCCCGGCCUCCAUCUCCCAUGGGGAGAGCCCAGGCACCCCCACCCCAGGCACCAGGACCUCAGGGAGCCCUCACUGGCCUCCCACCCCCUGCGACUCUCCCGUCAGGCCAGGCCCCCCAGCGUCGGGGUGGGCAGCUGGCAGGCGCGUGCUGGGGCUCCCUCCCCCCACCCAUGGCGCUGGUCCUGCCACGGCUGGGCAGGCACCUCGGGCACCCGCCCAGAGCCCGCAGUUCAUGCUGCUCAGCAGAACCUGUAGCGGCAAAGCUUCCCUGCCCUCCCGGUGCCCUCGCAGCCGGGCACCAGUGCGAGUCCUGCCCCCCCCGACCCCCGGCGCACCCAGGGAGUUUCGCUCUGCGGCCCACGAAGGACCCUGGCAGCGCGUGGCACAACCUCCGGCUCGGGGUGGGGGGGGUUGUUCUGAUUGUAAACUGGGGAGAGAAAUCAAUAAAUAAAUA